Messenger RNA from Zasmidium cellare ATCC 36951, 1269 nucleotides. RefSeq lists its product as uncharacterized. NCBI's taxonomy places the organism in Eukaryota, Fungi, Ascomycota, Dothideomycetes, Mycosphaerellales, Mycosphaerellaceae. The record is from RefSeq and is a predicted model, not a curated record. The coding region runs from base 1 to 1269 and encodes 422 amino acids. The transcript has 4 exons.
AUGACCCCGGCAUCCACACCAACGCGCAAGGUCGUCUUCUUGGACGAAGCCACAGUGGGAUGGUUGCGUGCAGCUACCCAAGCGGCGGCACAACGGGUGCAAAUGCUAUUCUUGUCCGCAAAGCCCAAUCUGCCCGCCGACUGGACGCCAGCGAUGCUGCCCUGCCAGGACGGACCUGGCGAGUCAAGCUUGCCACCCCGGCGCAUCAGACUGAUUACUGCAAGCUUUAGCAGAGACAUCCUUGAUUCAUACGCAGGCGUGCUCGUUCUCGAUGGUGGGGAGUCAAACACGGCGUGGCUCGUGAAAACAACAAUGCUGACGUUCAAUCUCUGUCAAUUCGAGACGUUGCGGUCAACUUCAGCUACAGAAGCUCGCCAGAAGACUUCUGGCGCCCCCGCGAGACGACGGUCUUCGCGCUAUGUGGCCCUUGGGACUCACGAACGGCGUUGCCAAUUUCCAACGGUCGCGUGCACGCAGGGGCUUCGCCAUCGCAGACACGCCCACUUCGCCGGUGUUUUGGCCCUUCGCGGUGACCCCACCCACCCGACUUGCAAAGCUGCGUUGAUGUUGCAAUCGCGGAAGGAGACAGAACAGAAUGCAACAUUCGCGUCUACGCUGCUGACAGCCCAUGCCCCGACAGGCAUCCGCCGUCUCCCAGAUCCAACUCCUCCUGCAUGCCAAGAGAUCUCCUGCAGGAACCUCCCAGCAAGACAAACAUCCUGGUCAUCAGCAUUAGCAUCAACCAUUCCUGCUUCCGCCUACUCUCCACCAUCUCGUCCUUCGCAAACGGCCUCAAAGCCGGUUCUCAGCCCAACCUUUCGGGCGGCAGCCAUUCGACUCACACCCCGACUGGGCAGGAAAACUUCCACAAACCGGUUAUAUCAAGAUCCUGCUAAUCAGGCCGCCCUGGUAUAUGAUCGUCCCUGGGUUGCGGCAUGCAAGCCGGCAGAAAUCUGCCACCCCGAGUCAAAGAAUAGCAACGCCCUGCUGCGUUCAACCUCGCUGAGAUCGGAUCCGUCAUCCGCCCUCAUAAGACUCAUCCUCGAAGAGGAAAUAUCCUGCUUCUGCUAUCAAAACGACUGCCCGCUUUCCGCAAACUUCACGCACGCAGGUGGAUCGAUUGGUUCUAAUGACGCGUAUAACAUAGUAUAUCCCAACGCUGAUGAUGGCAACGCACGGGUGGUGGUCACGCGGCAUCAAGACCCUACUGUCAUGGCUCACAUCAUUCUUUUGCUCAAGAUUCGGCGACUCGACACAAUCGUGGCAUGA